This is a messenger RNA of Solanum pennellii, 342 nucleotides long. RefSeq lists its product as uncharacterized. The coding region runs from base 1 to 342 and encodes 113 amino acids. NCBI's taxonomy places the organism in Eukaryota, Viridiplantae, Streptophyta, Magnoliopsida, Solanales, Solanaceae. Gene Ontology annotation, biological process: regulation of protein localization to cell surface; double fertilization forming a zygote and endosperm; regulation of double fertilization forming a zygote and endosperm. Gene Ontology annotation, cellular component: vesicle; extracellular region. The record is from RefSeq and is a predicted model, not a curated record. The transcript has a single exon.
AUGACGAGCUCUAAAGCCUUAUAUUCAACUAUGUUAAUUUCUUUAUUAUCCAUAUCAAUUGUGAAUGCUCAAUUUUUUGAUGGAUUAUUACCUAAUUUUGGUGGAUUAUUGCCUAAUUUUGGAGGAUUAGGUCCUGAUUCAAUUACAACAUGUUUAACGUCAGUUAAUGAUGUUCCUAAUUGCGUUGAUGAAAUAAUUACAUCUUUUUUAAGUGUACAACCCCAUUUAAUUGGUCCUCAAUGUUGUGAAGCUGCAUUAGAUAUUAGUGAUGAAUGUUGGCCAAAUAUUUUCCCAUUUAAUCCAUUUUUUCCACAAGCUAUUAGGAGUUUUUGUUCAAAAUGA